UCCAAGUGAACACAGAAAGCUCUGCAUUUUAGACUUUUUGGUUUGGAAACGUUUAUUCUGCUGCACUAACACUUUUGGUUACCUUGAGUGAUCUGAAUCUUGCUGGAACCGCGUGCAGAAAUGCGUGCAGGAGCCUCGCUGCAAAUGCAGACAGAGAAACAGGGCUGGAGGUACGUCUCUACACAUUGUGUGCUCCUUUUCCUCAUGUGCUUUGGCACUGGAACCUCUUUGGAAUGCCCUCACAAAUGCAUUUGUACUGGCACAACGGUAGAAUGCACCAAUCAGAACUUAACAUUCAUCCCACAACCCCUUCCAGCCAAUAUAACCACCCUUAUCCUAACUGGAAACGAUAUAUCCAGCCUAACAAAGGAAUCAUUCCCAGUUCGUUUGGACCUUCUGGAAGAGCUGUAUCUUUCUGGAAACCGAAUAGAGCAAGUGGCCCCAGGGGUGUUUUACAAUUUGCCAGGGCUGCGCUUGCUUGACCUGAGCAACAACAAAAUCAUAAACUUCAGCCCUGAAGCUUUUUCACAGAACAACAACCUUCAGGUCUUGAACAUGAAUAGAUCUUUGUAUAACUUCACAUAUGUCGAUGUUGUAUCUAAUCUUUUAAAGCACAGUGUUCCUAAACUUUCCUAUCUCGGCUUGGCCAACAACGGCCUUGUGGUCCUACCAGAUGACAUGUUUACCAACUUGUCUGACCUUACCACUUUAGACCUAAGUCACAAUUCAAUAGUUUUGAUUAAUAAUGGUACUUUCAGAUAUCAAGCACUUCAUAGCUUGGACCUACGGGAAAAUUCUUUAAAAAAUCUUUCUAAUGAAACAUUGUUAGAGUUAAACCAGAUUUCUGGACUUCGCUUGCAACUGGGGGGAAACGGCUGGGUUUGUGACUGUAACAUUGAGGACAUGGUUACGUGGUUAAAGACGUCAGAUGUCGUGGACAAGCUUAACAUGACCUGCGCCGACCCACUAAAACUGAGAAACACCAAACUUUUGCUGCUGGAUCUCUCUAAAUUGCAGUGUACCUUAUCUGGAAACAUGAAAGGUGUUCUGGAGACUUCUUACGUCUUUCUGGGUAUAGUGUUGGCUCUUAUUGGAGUUAUUUUCCUGUUAGUACUUUAUCUGAACAGAAAAGGCAUCAAAAGAUGGAUGUAUAAUAUACGUGAUGCAUGCAGGGACCACAUGGAAGGCUACCAUUACAGGUACGAGAUCAACUCGGAUCCACGGCUGGCAAACCUCAGUCUAAAUUCGGAUGUGUAAUGGGGUUUUUGUUAAAGAGGGGAAAAGUCUGUCAGACAGUUAUGACUCAGCUCUAUGUUUGCACAUAUUUUACAAGCAGUUUGCCAUGCUAGAUACAUUAAUUGGCCCCCUCUGAAGUGCAUGCCACCUGCUACAUUGUCUGCUGAUGUGUUGUGUAAUGUUUCGAUGUUGUGCAAUGCUGCAUGAAACAAUAAAUCAUUAUAGAGGUUUAUUAGCUUCUUUUUUUUUUUUUUUUAAGUCUGAACAGUGUGGAGAAUAAUGCAAAUACCUUUCAAAUUGUAUUGGAUGCAAAAUUUCUUUCUUGCAACAUGACGAAAAACAAUAAUCCAUAUUUAAUGCUUGUUUUAAUGCUUGUCUUUUCAAGAAGGAGCUUGCAUGCAUCUCUAUUGUUUUUAAUGUCUGUUUUAGUGUAAUGCAAUUGAUGAUCUAAGUUCAUUUUUAUAGUCACACUGCUUCCAUGA
Messenger RNA from Trichomycterus rosablanca, 1718 nucleotides. It is a transcript of the gene tpbg, whose product is annotated as trophoblast glycoprotein b. The transcript has a single exon. Lineage: Eukaryota; Metazoa; Chordata; Actinopteri; Siluriformes; Trichomycteridae. Gene Ontology annotation, biological process: negative regulation of canonical Wnt signaling pathway. Gene Ontology annotation, molecular function: protein binding. Gene Ontology annotation, cellular component: plasma membrane. The coding region runs from base 121 to 1257 and encodes 378 amino acids. The record is from RefSeq and is a predicted model, not a curated record.